This is a messenger RNA of Neofelis nebulosa (Clouded leopard), 5427 nucleotides long. RefSeq names its product scavenger receptor cysteine rich family member with 5 domains (gene SSC5D). Gene Ontology annotation, cellular component: membrane. The record is from RefSeq and is a predicted model, not a curated record. The coding region runs from base 373 to 5340 and encodes 1655 amino acids. The transcript has 15 exons. NCBI's taxonomy places the organism in Eukaryota, Metazoa, Chordata, Mammalia, Carnivora, Felidae.
CCCUUUCCUGAGCAUCUCUAAGCACAGCGGGUUGCCUGGCCUGGAGUCUCCGGCUCCCAGUGGGAGUUUGCAGUUGGACACCCUCGCUCCCCGCCGCCACCCCCCUCCUCGCCAGGCCUCAGCUGCCGGCCAGUCCCCUCCCUCCCCCCACUCCUGUCCCCUGCUGCCGCUCCAGCCUCGGCAGGCAGCCUCUCUUCCUUCUGGCAAAGCGUCCAGCCCCUGCCUGCUCCUCCCCGGUCCAGGGCGCCUCUGGCAGGCGCUCCCCUCGCUCCCGCCCUCCCUCUCUCCUUCCCUCCCUCCGGUGGCCGCAGCCUCCUCCCCUCUCCAGCUUGCGUCCCCUUUCACCCCGUCCCUGCCUUGGAGUCUGCAAACAUGAGGGUCUUGGCCUGCCUUAUCGCAGCUCUGAUGGGGAUCCAGGCUGUUGAGAGGCUGCGUCUGGCCGACGGCCCCCACGGCUGUGCCGGCCGCCUGGAGGUGUGGCACGGCGGGCGCUGGGGGACCGUGUGCGACGACGGCUGGGACCUGCGGGACGCCGCCGUGGCCUGCCGCGAGCUGGGCUGCGGGGGCGCGCUGGCCGCCCCCGGAGGCGCCUUCUUUGGGGAGGGCGCGGGGCCCGUGUGGCUGAGCGAGCUGGCCUGCCGGGGCAGUGAGGGCCAGCUGGGGCUCUGCCCCCAUCGCGGCUGGAAGGCCCACAUUUGCUCCCAUGAGGAGGACGCGGGCGUAGUCUGCGCAGGUGAGGGGUCAGCGUGUGCCAACUCCAGGGACGGGGACGAUCCACCUUCGAUCCUGGAGGGGGACCCCUGGCCGGGGCUGUCUGGGGAGCUGAGCCCUGGCUCGGAGGAGCCUCCAGGGACACACGCACCCCGCCCGGCUGGGACCCCACAGAACAGCUCCAGGAAGAAGGGUCCCCGGCCACCCAAGCAGGCCAAAUCCACCAGGGCCCCUCAGCUGACAGCCGGAGCCCCCCGACACGAGCGGCUGCGCCUUGUCUCGGGCCCCCACGGGUGCUCCGGUCGGCUGGAGGUGUGGCACGGCGGGCGCUGGGGAACCGUGUGCGACGACGGCUGGGACCUGCGCGACGCCGCCGUGGCCUGCCGCGAGCUGGGCUGCGGGGGCGCGCUGGCCGCCCCCGGAGGCGCCAGAUUCGGCCCGGGGUCAGGGCCCGUGUGGAUGGAUGACGUGGGGUGUGGAGGCGGAGAGCAGGCUCUGCGGGACUGUCCCCGAAGCCCCUGGGGUCGGAGCAACUGUGACCACAGCGAGGAUGCGGGGCUGGUCUGCACGGGCCCAGCCCCCCGGCUGCGUCUGGCCGACGGCCCCCACGGCUGUGCCGGCCGCCUGGAGGUGUGGCACGGCGGGCGCUGGGGGACCGUGUGCGACGACGCCUGGGACCUGCGGGACGCCUCCGUGGCCUGCCGAGAGCUAGGCUGUGGCGGCGCGCUGGCUGCCCCCGGAGGCGCCUUCUUUGGGGAGGGGGCUGGCCCCAUCCUCCUGGAUGACCUUCGGUGUCGGGGUAACGAGACAGCCUUGCGAUUGUGUCCAGCACGGCCCUGGGGCCAGCACGACUGUCACCACCGGGAGGACGCCGGGGCCGUGUGUGACGGGAUGCCUCUUGGAUAUGUCCCUCCCACGGCCCCGGUGGCGGCCGCGGACGGCAACCACUCUGCGUCCCGCGACGCGGCGUCAGGGCCCCCGCCCCCCACGGCGAGCCAAGCCUCGCGGACCGACCGCGGGCGCCUCCCCUCCGCCUGCCUCCCCCUCCCCCACUGCCCCACGGGAGCCUGGACGCCUGAAGCUGAGACCCUCUCAUCAGGGGUGGAGGAGAAAACAGAGCCCCACACCCAGAAGGGUCUGUGCUUGCUUGAAUACUCUGCUGUCACCAUCCUGAAUGUUGCUGUCACCAUCCUGAAUGAACCGAGACUGUGCCCGACCCUAUCCCUGUGCCUAAGGCGGACGGUGGCCCAGCGGAGGACUAAUAUGCGGCUGGAUGGAAGGCAGGUGGAGGGACACAGAGAGCUGGACGGCUUCCUGACUCCCAUCCUUUGGGUCUCUUCCAUCCUAGGCUCCCCCCAACUGCGUCUGGUGGCAGGGCCCAGCAGGUGUUCGGGCCGGCUGGAGGUGUGGCACGCAGGGCGUUGGGGGACGGUGUGUGACGACAGCUGGGACCUCCGGGACGCUGCGGUGGUCUGCCGCGAGCUGGGCUGUGGCGGAGCUCGGCAGCCGGACCCUGCCGCUGGCCGCUUUGGCUGGGGGGCCGGCCCCAUCUGGCUGGACGACGUGGGGUGCUUGGGGACUGAGGCUUCGCUCUCUGACUGCCCCGCUGCGCCCUGGGGGAAGCACAACUGUGCUCACAAUGAAGAUGUUGGAGUCACCUGCACUGAGACCCCUGGCCUGGACUCUAUCUCAGACCCCUUCAGUUGGAGCUGGAUCCCUGGCCUGGGUAGAGAUCCAGACGCCUGGCUUCCCGGGGAGCUGGCCACCAAGCCCUCUGCAAGGUUGACCCCCAGCGUUCCUGAGAAAACCACCACCAAGGCCCCAGGGAAAAUGCCCAAGAGUACUAAGAAGUGGGUGACCAAAAAUGCAAAGCGACCGACCACUCAGCCCCCCGUGAUGCCAACCACUAAACAUUCCAGGGUCCUGAGCACCCAGAGGCCCCUUGAACUGACCUCACGGACCACCACAACCCUGACCACUGAGGCCUCCCACAGACCAGUUUCAGAGUCUACUGCAAAGCUGACCACUGGGGUCCCCCACGGGAUGACCUCACAUACCACUGCAACACGGACUCCCCGGGCCCCCCGAGAACGGACCUCUAAGGCCGUGGCAACGUCAACCACUCAAGGCCCCCGAGAGGUGACCUCUGAGGCCACCGCAACGCGAAUCCCUCUGACCCCCAAGGAGUCAUCAGCUGAGAUCCCAGCACAGGGUUCUCCAGAGUCACCCAAAGACCCAGCCCCCUCCCCCACUGGGAGCACCACUCGGGGAUCAGGCCCGUUCCGCGUGCGUCUGGCUGAUGGGCCCAACCGGUGUGCUGGCCGGCUGGAAGUGUGGCAUGCUGGGCGCUGGGGGACAGUGUGCGAUGACAGCUGGGACCUGCGGGACAGUACCGUGGCCUGCUGGGAGCUGGGCUGUGGAAGGGUCCGGCCCCGAGUGGGCAAAACCCACUACGGCCCCGGGACGGGCCCCAUCUGGCUGGAUGACAUGGGCUGCAAGGGAAUCGAGGCCUCGCUGAGUGACUGCCCUGCUGGGGCAUGGGGCCAGCACAACUGUGACCACGAGGAAGACGUGGGGCUCACCUGCACUGGCUACGCCGAUGAGGAUGAUUAUCCCCCCUGGACCUGGGAUCCCACCUCGGGAGAGGACCUGGCCAAGGGGACCACCGCCGCAGGGGUGCCUGGACACACGCUCUCCUGGGGCACCACCAAAAGCCCAGCGGGACCCUCCCCAGCAACCAGGCGUCUUCCACACACAGGUGACAAGGAUGGUUAUGAGUCUUUUCGGACAUGGGAUACACCUUCAGGAGGGGCUCUGCCCAAGGGGACACCCACCACUCUUACCACUGGCACCACCCGAGACCCAGACCAUCCCUCUCCAGCUCCAAGGAUCCGUGGAGACACAGGUUCCGAGAGAAAACUGUGGCCCCAGCGGAGGCUGCUGCGCCCCACAUCGUCCCGGACGGUGCCACCUGACCCUUCCCCAGAUCCCUCCGCUUCGUCAGAGCCCCCGGGCUCACCGGUGACCUCCGUGACCUCCAACCCUGCGCCAUGGUUCAUUCCUGAGGCAGCUUCAACGCGGAAGGUGACCUCUGACCCUCCUGACACUUUGCCACCCAGCCCGGACCUGGCCUCCUGGAUGAGCUCUGACCUCACCUUGACAACCCCUGGCCUCACUUUGUCUACCCCUGACGCCACUGUGAUUGCAGCAUCGCCGUCUGAUCUCUCACCUACCCCACCACCCGCCUUGCCCAAAGAGCUGACCUCUGACCCCUCUGCACCAGAAGUGGUGACCCACCUUUUUUCUACCUCAGAGUUGACUACAGAAUCUGUCACAAUCCCAAACUUGGACACAGCUCCAUACCCCAACUCAGUUCCAGAUCAUUCCAGAUCCCCAGACCCCUCCACAAGCCUCUACCCCACUACCACCCCUCACUCUGCCUUGACCUCUCACCCCUCUACCUCCACUACCUCUCAACCCACUACCACCCUUCCCCCAACUACAACACCUCACUCCACCGCCACGCCUCACUCCACCACAACCCCUCGCUCCACCACAACCCCUCGCUCCACCACAACCCCUCACCCCACCACCACCCCUCAACCUGUUACACCCCCUCAACCCACCACACCCCCUCAACCCACCACACCCCCCCAACCCACCACACCCCCUCAACCCACCACACCCCUUUACCUUACCACAACCCCUCACCCCACCACAACCCUUCACCCUACCACAACCCCAUACCCCACCACGACCCCUCAGUCCACCACACCCCCUCAUUCUACCACUGCUCAACCCACUACAACCCCCCACCCUAUCACAACCAGUUACCCUGCCACGACCCCUGACUCCACCAUGACCCCUCAUUCUACCACCUCUACUCAUCCCACCAUGACUGCUGACCCUACCUCAACCCCUGUGGUUACUGUCAAAUCCAUUCUAACUUCCUUGGGAACAGAAUUCUCUCCCACUCCAGCGCCAGCAGUCAAGCCUAGCCUGCACCCCUGGUUGACCUCCAUGGGAGCCGCUCAUCUCUCUCAGAUGUCCAGCCUAGCGCCUUUUUCAGCCUCAGAGUCCAUCCACCCCAGGUCUUCUCCAGGCCCAAGCAUGGACACACUGUCCACUGAGGAUUUCCAACCACCAAGAAGCCAGAGCCCCAAACCAACUCCACCACCCACCCAGACCCCACACUCAGCCUCUGACCCCACAGGGACCUCUGACCUCCAUCUGUCUUCCAUGGUCCACCCCUUGGAUCAACCUCCUCCUGACCAUUUCACCCUAAGGCCAACCCCUGGGCAGGACCCAGACCCCGUUGGCCCAUGUGUGACUCCAGCACCACCGGUAAAGGUCAUGGCCUGUGAGCCGCCUGCCCUGGUAGAGCUAGUGGCUGCUGUGAGGGAUGUGAGUGGCCAGCUGCAGAGGCUGACCCAGGUCCUGAAGCAGGACCAGCAGCAGCGCCAAGCUCUGGAACUGGGGCUGACUCAGCUGGUGGAGGCCACCAGGGGUCUGGGGCAGCUGGGUGAGGUUGUAAAGAGACUGGCCGAGAGAGCCUGGCCGCCCAGCACACCUGCACCAACCACCACCACCCCAGAGGAGGAAGAAAGGCCUCUGAGGGGAGAUGUGUGACCCUAUAUGGGAUUUGAGGGGCUUAAGAUGCUCCCAAUCAAAAAAUGAAAACCAAAGUAUCUAAUUAAAAACAAGAUAUCAAUGACA